Suillus paluster is the source of this 4353-nucleotide messenger RNA. Its product is annotated as RAVE protein 1 C terminal-domain-containing protein. Gene Ontology annotation, biological process: vacuolar acidification. NCBI's taxonomy places the organism in Eukaryota, Fungi, Basidiomycota, Agaricomycetes, Boletales, Suillaceae. Gene Ontology annotation, cellular component: RAVE complex. The transcript has 21 exons. Gene Ontology annotation, molecular function: protein binding. The record is from RefSeq and is a predicted model, not a curated record. The coding region runs from base 152 to 4117 and encodes 1321 amino acids.
GCUUUUCCGGACUCAGCAUAUUAUUGUAUUUGCCUGCACUCCUUCACCUUGCAGUAAAACCAACUUGCACUUAAACUGCCAUCUCCCUGCGCCCUGGCAUGGGCCGCGUGAAUUAAAUAAUAUUCUUUCUAAACUCACAUCCGCCCGCCAGAUGCUAGAUCUCCUGAAAACAUUCACCGGUUGUCCAGCUGGUGCACUGAACCAGCUUGUUCUGCCUCACGGAACUCUCAUAUUGUACCCUUCCGCAGACUCCGUAGUAAUCCUGGAUGCCAGCAAUCUUAACCUUGUACGCGUGCUCGCGUUCGGGGAAAUCUACCCUGGCACCCAGCAUCUCAAUCAAAGUAUAUCUUGCCUUGCCGUCGACUCCGCCAUGAAAGUAAUAGUUGCUUCCAUGAACACGCACAUCGCCGCGUGGUCAUUGUCAGGUACCCAGAACGAUACCUGGAGAGUUCAUUCUUCCCUUUCCCUCACAGACGGCGACCCCGUCACAACUCUGGACUGCAGAUCUGGGCUUCUCUCGGUUGGGAGUCAAAAAGGUCUAUCCGUCUACACGUUGAUCCUGGAAAAUGACCUUCUCACAUGGUCCAAGAAGUGGGAAGCAAGGGUGACAACUCCUUCUCUCGCAAAAUUUGCUCCAACUCUCGCAUUUAUCGCCACUACAUCUCACCAUGAUAACCUGGUUAGAUUGUAUUCGACUACUUCCGGCAGGCUGGUGCAAGGCAUUCCUCACCCCAGGCCCGUCACAGACCUGAUGUGGAGGUUCUCUCAGGCAUCACGGAGCGAUGAUCCCGCCCUCUACACCAUCACGUCUGAUUCUACGUUGCGCAUAUUCCUCCCUGUAAUCGAUGCCCCCCAUCGUCUGCAACUGCAUGCAUCCCUCGACCUUUUCUCCUCGCUUCCAUUCCUCGUUGCAGCGAAACUUGGAUCACAUCCCAGGAAGUCCACGGUUGUCUGGUUGGACAAAGAAGUGGUCCGACGCACGAUCAAAGCUGUCCUAGCGUCGAAUACUGAAGACGCAAGCCCUCAGGUCCAGAGGCUGCGAGAAAUUGAUGAAGAAGGUUGGGAUCUCUUUGUCCGCGCUCUCGGGGAUGGCUCUAUGCUCGUCAGUGCCGUCGCGAACAUUGACAGGAGACCGCCGACGCUCAUACGUCAAUUCGCCCUUUCACAUACAAGUGCGGACGCCCUCUCUCAGCUUCCUUCUCAUUUGUAUCUUUUCCCCCAUCCUAAUAUCACCUCCUUGACCAUGGUAACAUCCACUCCCCUGGCUAGUUUCGAGGUGUCGCCUCUAGCCUUUUUUGAUGGCCAAUCAGCAGGACUGCACCUUAAUGCCAAGGGACUUGAUAGGCUCCCCCAUGAGGAGAGCAGGAUCCGAAAACUAGUCAGGACGCCCGCUGGAAGAGGCGUCGCAGUCGUACGCACUAAUGGAGGGGAAGUCUGGCGGGUCAUUGAAGGGGGAUCUCAGCUUGCCCGCGGAAGACGAUGGUCUAACGCGGAAUAUGUUGUGGUUCUGGAUGGCGGCGAGCUAGUAGCGACAUACUCGUCCGAAACCUCGGUCUUGACUUUACACUCGGAGCCCAUUUCAACCCUUACGGUCCCUUCCAUCAUCAACUUAUUUUCGGCACCCUCAAAGACAGCGCAUGAAUGUAUUGUUGGCCUGACCUCAGACAGUUCUAUCGUAUACAUACAUAUUGACAGCAACCCUAAUCUAACCCUACGUUUGCAUUCCCAGAACAAUCUACCAUUGGCCCAGCCGCCAAAACUCAUUCUCCCCGUCGAUCCAAUGUCGUGGAGUAGGGAGAGCUCUUUGGAGGAGCAUGACACAUUACUCAGUAUCUCUGACGAUGGUGAACUUUCGUUCUGGAUACCGGAGGAAGGAACGUCUUCUGGGUGGAGAUGUACAGGUAAUGUUAAGACAGGGAGGAAGAAUUUCGCCCUGGCGAGUUGCAGCUCUGCGAAAAAGUCUGUCCUAGUUGUCCGACUGCCGGAUGGCGAAGAGCUUACAAUCUGGGACUCCAAGGAAUCUGAGUUCGCCUCAGGUCUCGAGCACCGCAUAAUGUUCAGUACUUCGGAACCUAUAAGUGACUUGGACUGGACAUCAACGCCUGAUAAUCAGUCGAUCCUGGCUGUCGGUUUCAUGCAUCAUGUUGAGUUUUUGUGCCAGCAAAGGAAAACUUACUUUGAUGACGAUCCUGCGUGGGCUAUCUGCUGGAAAGUGGAUAUUAGAAAUUACAUCUCAUAUCCAAUCCGCGAUUCGAUAUGGCUUGCAAACGGGUCCUUCUUGAUUGCAGCAGGACACCAGUUGUUUCUCUUUGGUCAAACGGCGCUUCAAAAGGACCAGGAACCCCUGUUUCAGUACAUUGCUCGACACAAUGGACCCCUGGAGGAUUACCAUCCACAAAUGCUUCUGCAGUGCUUACUUUGGGGUAAGGCGGAGUUGGUGAAGCAGAUUAUUGUUGCUCUAUCUCGGAUCGUUAAGGCUGUACAUGAGGAUCCUACGCAGGAUUUCCAUUGGAAUACCUUUCCCGUGGAACAUUAUCUGAGCGGCCAACAUAUGAUACCUAACAAGAAACCCUCAAAACGGUACAACUUCUUGUUCAGUACACCACAAGAAAACUCGUUACCAGAUGAAACCGUCUUUUCCCGCCAUAUGGUGGAGACACUCAUAGAGCAACUUGAAGCGCGACCUCUUCCUCAUUUGACUCCCAAUGAGCACGCACACCUCCUGGUUCUCAUUCAGACGACCCUCGAGAUCGAAGAACAGCGACGAGCACUGGACGCCAACGGCCUUCGAUAUGUGAUCUCUAUGCGGUCAUUCUAUAUUCUCAACCGUCGGGUCACAUCCGAUCCCAGCAGUCCACGCUCGAACGGCGCAACACCACGAUCAACCGGUUGGAGGGAACGCCUGCGAUAUCGUGAUAUGAUCUGGGCCUUCCACAGCGAAAGCCAAGGGCUUCUGUUAAGCACAUCGACCGCAGCGUGCAAUGGAAGGAUGCUCUGGUCUGAUGCCCGAGCUCUUGGAGUUUUCAUAUGGCUGAAUUCGGUUGAGUCCUUGAGGGCUCACAUGGAAGUCAUUGCCCGGAAUGAAUACAUGGCUGGUGACAACCGUGACCCCACAGCAUGCUCACUCUUCUAUUUCGCACUGGGUAAGGUGAAGCUGGUGCAUGGCCUGUGGAAGCAAGCUGCAUGGCACAAGGAACAGGCCAUUAUGCUCAAGUUCCUCGCGAACGACUUCACGCAGCCUCAACGGAGGACUGCAGCCCUGAAGAACGCGUAUGCUCUGCUCGGUAAGCAGAGAUUUGAAUACGCUGCUGCGUUCUUCCUCUUGGGAGGGAGUUUGAAAGACGCCGUCCAUGUUUGCCUCAAGCAUCUUUCAGAUUUUCAGCUCGCCAUCGCUCUUGCUCGUGUGGUUGAAGGAGGCUCGGAUGGCCCUGUGCUACGGGAUAUACUACACAAUACGGUGAUCCCUACCGCCUUUCGUCAAGGCAACCGAUGGCUUGGAAGCUGGGCGUUCUGGAUGCUCAACCGAAGGGACUUCGCUGUCAGGAUCUUGGUGACACCCCUGCGAGAUAUCGCCGACGCUUUAGAUAUACAAGUCGCAGAAAUCGGCGAACCCCAUUACGAUGAUCCUAGUCUUGCAUUACUGUUCUCCCAACUCCGCUCCAAGACACUGCAAACAGCCAAGGGCACAAGCGAGAUAUCAGGGCGUUCUGAAUUCAACUUCGUGCUCCAGAUCGCCCGGGUGUUCUGCAGAAUGGGUUGUCAUGCACUAGCGCUGGACCUUGUGCGUUCGUGGUCCUUCGAGCGCCCGUCGAUAUCUGUCCCUGCCCCCACGGAACUCCCACCGACUCCGUAUGCUACAUCGCGGAGGUCUCUUGCACUGGAUCCCAAGCUACGCAGACGCUCGACAAUUAUGAUUGACAUGGACAUCGCAUCUACGACUCCGACACGCAGAGUCUCUCCCGACCGUUCACUUGCCAAGGUGCCCACGCAAGAGCCCAUCAAGGAGGAGAGUGACCUCCUAGCACGCAAGGCGGGCCUCGGGAGUCUGCUUAAAUCCGCCAAGCAGGAUGUUCAAGUGCCGGAGUUCAGUAUGGAUUUAUUUGAUUCGUUUGGCUGAUCCCUAAACUUGGGUGCUGUGCGUGAAGACUUUGAAUUUGAGCGGGUUGGAUGACAGUCCCUCUGGAGUCGGUUUCCCAGUGCAUGUGUCCUUUCGGUGGGGUGAGCCCUUUUGUCCCCGAUGAACGUGGAGCAGGCUUUGGAGAAGGAAGGGGAUGAGUUCAAUGACUGUGCUCGAGAAGGGAGAUCUAGGGAGCCCUGCCAGUGACAAGGUAGAUCUGCAGGAUAACGAAAGAU